Messenger RNA from Trichoderma breve, 2217 nucleotides. Its product is annotated as fungal specific transcription factor domain-containing protein. The transcript is spliced from 7 exons. NCBI's taxonomy places the organism in Eukaryota, Fungi, Ascomycota, Sordariomycetes, Hypocreales, Hypocreaceae. Gene Ontology annotation, biological process: DNA-templated transcription. Bases 1 to 2217 code for a protein of 738 amino acids. The record is from RefSeq and is a predicted model, not a curated record. Gene Ontology annotation, molecular function: zinc ion binding; DNA binding.
AUGCCGGAAGCAAAAACUGAAGUGCGAUGUCCAACGCCCCUGCACAAUGUGUGCCAGGGCAAAUGCGGACUGCCUCGGUUCACAAGCAUCACAAUGGAUAGUCGAGACAGGAGCCCCAAAGAGAGGCUCCGGUCGGACGGUAUACAUAACCAAGAUCCCAACGAAAGAGAGGCGCCAGCUGAUCUGGACAAUGUCACUCAUCGGCCGAUUCAAGUCGGUGCAGCCCAGGCCAAAUCCGCACAAUGGAACUCCAGCUCGACCAUUGGGUUAGUUGAAGAGGCUUUCCAUCACCACCACGCGAGUUCUCCACAAGAUUCUGCGACGUCGGCUUUUUCAGCCAGCCAAUGGAUGCACCCAAGGACGUUAAAUACCGAUACAAAGCGAAGAAUCGGUUACCAAGACCCGGUACAGAGGGUGCUAUCUCGACAUGCCAGGAGUAAUACGAAGCCAAUGGCUGAGCGGUCAAUCCCAAGCUCGGCAGAAAGGGAGCUUUUGUCUUUGCUCCCAUCCCAUGACGCUGCUUUGCUGCUUGUCAACAACUAUUUUGAUCGCAUUCACUGGUUCAUGUUGCUGUUCCACCAACGCGACUUUGGGGACAGCUUCGAACGAAUUUACUCGCCAAAUCGAGAGCAGUGCCCACCGAAAGGUGCCAGUAGUCAGAUUGGGUAUAUUGCUGUGCUCCUGGCUGUAUGCGCAACCAGCCUCCAGUAUACUACUGCUUCUCAAAGGCAUACUCUAGCUAGUGAAGGAGUUGAGGCAGAUGCCUUGAAAGACCGGAUCCUCACGACGCUAAGGCUGAGACUGCUGGAUGUUUUGUCACUGGGUUCCUUGGAGGCGGUACAUAUGUGUGUCCUCUUAGGAAGCUACUACCUGUAUCAUGGACAGCCCGAGUUAGCCUGGCCUCUCUGUGGGUGCGGACUACGUAUUGCGCAAGCCUUGAAUCUUCACCGAAAGGUCCCACUCGAUUGCUCGAACCAGGAGGGCCAUAAUCAACCCAAGAUUUCCGCUAGACAGCGUUGCUGGUGGGCGGUGUAUGAAAUCGAAACUUUCUGCUCUAUGAUGCAUGGCUUUCCUCUGAGUAUAUCGGAUAGCGAUUGUGACAUCGAGGAACUGGAUCCCCAUGACGAUUGUUCAGCCUCAGCUACUCAGAAUCAAUCUCCUGACCAACCAACCCUUCUUUUCUUCAAGUGCGCAAUGUCAAGGUUGUCAAAGAUUGUCAAAUGUGCAUUGACGGAACUUUACGGCACGCACAGAGACCUGGACAAGCAAAAUAGGCCAAUUGUUGGCGAUGUGUCUCGCCUCCAAAGCCUCAUAGAAAAAGUGGCCGGACUUGAGAUGAGAAUCUUGCAGUGGCAAGAAAGUCUUCCAACCAAAUUGCGGCUGGAACACGAUGCUUGCUUCACAGAACAGCUUUUCCAGCUUCAGGCUCUCGUCCUUAAACUAGCCUUUGAGAACGCCAGGAUCCUAAUACAUCGGCCACUGCUAUCAUACAAACUGGUGGCUGUAAAAGGAGCCCAUAAGGACGACAGCGGUACACGCUUAGAUCCCUUUCAGCGCUCGAUAAGGGCGUGCCGAGAGGCUGCUUUACAAGUAUCGAGAGUUGGCUCAGCUCCGAUAUUCAGACACAUAUCUGACACGUACGCUACUACAUUUGCCUCUGUACAUUUGUUUACCGCAGGUGUUACUCUUUGUAUCAUGACCAGCCUUGACCCGCUCAGUCGCGAAUCUCACGAGUCCAAGUUGGGCAUCCAUGGAUUGAUAGAAAUGCAGACCAUUCUACAGCCACAGUCAAUUGCCGCUGCACAGGGCCUCGAAAUUCUGAGAAAUCUUAUGUCGUUGGUCAUGGCCAAAGAAAUCAACAGCAUAUUUGAAGUCCGGCCCCCUGCCAUGGUUGAUAAGCAGCAGAUAUCUGGAGACCCUCCGACUUCCACCACAAGCUCUUCGGAAGUGCAGUUGCAACGCCACACAGUUUUGCCAGAAGGCGAUCACGAGCCGACGAGAGUGGCGUCAGAUUCCCUAAUGGGCAACGUAGAGUUUAGUUUCUGCGAGAACCCCUCAAUGACCGAGGCUCUCCUUGACUUUGAACAAGUCAUCAGUUACCCGCCAAGCGAUGUUGCAGAUGAAGAUCCUCCGAGUCUGACCGAGGAUUACCUUUCCCGGAAUUAUUUUGUCGGGCAAGACCAGGCAUGGAUAUGGGGCUGGCACGGCAAUAUUUAG